AUGAACCACUACCCUCCCCGCGUCAUGGGAGGCCCCCAGGUCGGCCCGGCCCAGCGCCUGAACGAGCUCCUCGAGAGCAUCAAGACCGAGUUUGAGACCGAGUCUCAGCGCAGCGUCGACUACGAAGGCCAGAUCACCCGUCAUAUCCAGGAGAUUGAAUUGAUCCGCAGCAAAGUCUACUCGCUCGAGCAGUCACACAACCAGAUGAAGGCAAAGUAUGAGGAGCGCAUUGCCCAGCUAGAGCGCGAGGUCGAGGCCCGCGGCGGACCCAGCCAGAACUCGCAGCACCACGGCCACUCGCAGCCUCAGCCCCCCCAAAUCGGCCAUGGACCGAGCAACCUGUUUGGAGGAAUCAUGGCAGGCAGUGCCGCCCAGGGCGGUCCAGGGCUAGCGCCUCCUCCACAGGAACCGCCGCAGGGUCAUGGCAUGCCACCACAGCUCGGAGGUCCCCAAGGACCGCCUGGACUGAACCCUGCCCCCGGCCCGCCACAGCACUUUGCUGGCUACCAGCCUGGCCCAUCGGUAAACGGCUAUGGCCAACCCCCACAACCUACUGCCUCGCCUGGCGCCAAGCGUCCAGGACCUGCUCGUGGCCCUCCUAACCCAGCCACGCCCCAGCAAAACAAUCCCGCUCCCUACCCCGGCUCACCCCAGGUGCCGCGACCAACGCCUCCACCUCACCACCAGCCCAACGCCUUGAUGGCCCCAAACCACAUUCCUCUCAGCCAAAGCAACGUCUUGGCCGACCUGGAUAUUGAGCAGUUGCCCGAGAACCUGAAGAAGGAGGGAAGCGAUUGGUUUGCCGUCUUCAACCCCCGCUCAAGGCGAGUUCUCGACGUUGACCUGAUUCACAACCUGCCCCACCAGAGUGUGGUUUGCUGCGUUCGCUUCAGCUUGGACGGUAGGUGGGUCGCCACCGGUUGCAACCGAUCUGCCCAGAUUUUCGACGUCGAGACGGGUAACCCGGUCGCUCAUCUCCAGGACGGCAGCCUGCCCGAGGACGGCGAUCUCUACAUCCGAAGCGUUUGCUUCAGUCCCAAUGGACAAUAUCUCGCCACUGGCGCAGAGGACAAGGUCAUCAGGGUCUGGGACAUUGCCAGCCGCACAAUCAAGCACCAGUUCACCGGCCACGAACAGGAUAUUUACUCGCUCGACUUUGCCAGGAAUGGAAAGAUUAUUGCUUCCGGUAGUGGCGACAGGAGUGUCCGUCUCUGGGAUCUCGAAUCCAACAUGCAAGUCUCCAACUUCUCCAUUGAGGAUGGCGUCACCACCGUGGCCAUUUCGCCAGACAACCUCUACGUCGCAGCGGGAUCUCUCGACAAGAGCGUCCGUGUGUGGGACAUUCAGACUGGCCAGCUUGUCGUCAGACUGGAAGGCGAGCAUGGCCACAAGGACAGUGUGUAUAGUGUGGCUUUUGCUCCUUCUGGCAACCGUCUGGUCAGUGGUAGUCUCGACAAGACCAUCAAGAUGUGGGAGUUGUCGACUCAGAGCCGCUUCGUUCCCGGCGGAAACCACCCAAGCGGCAAGUGCAUCCGCACAUUUGAAGGUCACAAGGACUUUGUUCUCAGCGUUGCCCUCACUCCUCACGGCGACUGGGUACUGAGUGGUUCCAAGGACCGUGGUGUCCAGUUCUGGGAUCCUCACACUGGUGUCGCGCAACUCAUGUUGCAGGGACACAAGAACUCUGUCAUUUCCGUCGCUCCCAGCCCUACAGGAGGCGUAUUUGCUACUGGUAGUGGUGACAUGCGCGCACGAAUCUGGAGGUUCGAUAGGUACCCUGGACCUUAG
This is a messenger RNA of Exserohilum turcica Et28A, 1788 nucleotides long. RefSeq lists its product as uncharacterized. The transcript has 7 exons. The record is from RefSeq and is a predicted model, not a curated record. NCBI's taxonomy places the organism in Eukaryota, Fungi, Ascomycota, Dothideomycetes, Pleosporales, Pleosporaceae. Gene Ontology annotation, molecular function: protein binding. The coding region runs from base 1 to 1788 and encodes 595 amino acids.